UUUAACGCUGUCGGGAACGGAGCGAUGUCUGAGGCUUUCAGAGUUCAGUUGUAUUUCCUCGUACUCAUCCUCUCGGCUCUGAAGGGAGAGAGCAGGUACCUGGAGGACAAUGAGAUUACUCCCAAAGGAUUAUUUUCUCUUCUUCAUUCGGAAGUCAAAAGAGAAUUAUCAAAGGAUUUUGUUUACCGCCGACCACUACGUUGUCUGGACAUGCUCACCAUGGAGGGUCAGUUCACCUUCACCGCCGAGCAUGCGCAGCUCAACUGCGCAGCCUACUUCAUCGGCGAGCCCAAUGAGGUCAUCAGCAUAGAGUACACCGCCGUAGACAUCGACUGCCGCAGAGGGGAUUUCGUCAAGGUGUUUGACGGCUGGUUCCUGAAAGGGGAGAAGUUCCCCAGCACGCAGGACCACCCCGUCCCCCUGUCGGAGCGAUACGUGGACUACUGCGAGACGGGCAUGCUCAGGAGGGUGGCCCGCUCCUCGCAGAACGUGGCCAUGAUCUUCUUCCGCAUUCACGGCGCAGGGAGCGGCUUCACCGUCACUGUGAAGAAGCACAUCAACCCCUUCCCUUGCAAUAUCAUAUCACAGACCCGAGAAGGCAGCUUCACCAUGGUGAUCCCUCACCAGCAUACAAACUGCAGCUUCUCCAUCAUAUAUCCGGUUGAGAUUGAGAUAGAGGAGCUCAGCUUGGGGCGCCUGGAUUCCAACGACGCCCCCGUGAAGAGGUCCAUCCCAGGAUGUGGGGGAGCAGGAGACUUUGUGGAGCUUCUCGGGGGCAACGGUGUGGACACCUCAAAAAUGUAUCCUGUGGCCGAUCUCUGCUACUCCUUAAAUGGACCAGCUCAGAUGAAGGUCGGGUGCGAUAACACUGUCAUGAGGAUGGUUUCCAGUGGCAAAUUCAUCAACCGUGUGGCUUUUCAGUACCGCCCGCUGGAGCGCCGCGAGCUCCAGAAAAUCAAAGGGAAUAACGUGGAGGAUUUCUGCUUCAUUGAAUGAGUCCUCUCUUUCCCAGGGCUGCAGAACGCCACACCACCAGGUGACCGCCGCCAGAAAACCAGCUGUUGUCACGACAUGCAAAUUUCUUUGAAAAUUCUGACGUAUUUUUCCAUUUCGGUAAUAGUUUCCCUAUAGAACAUGUAUGUGCUGUAUUUUAUCUUGUCUUUU
This is a messenger RNA of Megalops cyprinoides (Indo-Pacific tarpon), 1164 nucleotides long. Its product is annotated as corticotropin-releasing factor-binding protein-like. The record is from RefSeq and is a predicted model, not a curated record. Gene Ontology annotation, biological process: hormone-mediated signaling pathway; negative regulation of corticotropin-releasing hormone receptor activity; negative regulation of corticotropin secretion. The transcript is spliced from 7 exons. Gene Ontology annotation, molecular function: corticotropin-releasing hormone binding. NCBI's taxonomy places the organism in Eukaryota, Metazoa, Chordata, Actinopteri, Elopiformes, Megalopidae. The coding region runs from base 25 to 996 and encodes 323 amino acids.